CCUUCGGUCCCCGUCUUCGGCGCUCGGAGCCUGCAGUCGGUUGCCGUUGGGUGUUGUCGCUCUCUCGGCCGGUCGUGUUCCGAGUGUGCGUGUGCGUUCGUCGGCCGCCACUUGGCGUGUGGCGGGCUGGGGCUGCCCCGGGGCCGCUGCACAAGCUGCCGGGUAACCCGGGGAGCGGUUGGGUGUCCCCUCUCCCUCCCCCAGCACCAACUUCUCCUUCCCCCCCUCAUUCCCCUGCCUCCUCAGCCAGGCGCCUAAUAAGCAAGAUUAGGUGCCUUGUUGCCUUUUCAGGCAUGGAUAAAAAAGAAUGGAUUGAAGAAAAAGAUCAAUUAAAUGAUACAUUAAAAAUGUGUGGCAUGAAAAAACCAUAUAGAUAUUCCAAGGAAAAGCUGCUAGAAAUCAAAGAGUACCCAUAUGCAAAGCAGAGACCAGCAUGUCUUUUGGAAAAAUAUGACAGUGAAGGCAUCUGGGAUCCUGAAAAGUGGCAUGCAUCCUUGUAUCCCAGUUCUGGCAGGAGUUCGCCACUGGAUGGAACUAAGAGGGACUAUGCUUCAGAUUUGGAGAGAGCAGUUCUCAAGCGAAGAAUUGCAGAUCCACGAGAGAGAAUAAAGGAAGAAGAUAUUGAUGUUGUACUCAGUCCUCAACGCCGAAGCUUUGGCGGUGGCUGUCAUGUGACCAAUACAUCAAAUAGUCGACGAUCUGGAAGCCCAUUGGAAAAUAAAGAGAAUGAAAAUAUUCGCGGGUUGGGUUGCCAGCGGAGAAUUGGAAGUGGGCGCAUAAUAACAUCAAGAACCUUUGAUCGGGAUGGCAGAGACAAAGACUUGCGUGACAGAGAUGCUAGAGAAGGAAGGGAACGAGACUACAAGGAGAAGCGUUUUAGGAGGGAGUUUGGCGAUGGCAAACGUAUUUUUAGUGAGCGAAGGCGAUGUGAUUCUUACACUGAAGAGGAGCCAGAAUGGUUCUCCGCUGGCCCCACUAGUCAGUCAGAAACAAUAGAGCUGACUGGCUUUGAUGAUAAAGUACUAUUGGAGGAUCCGAGACGGGCAAAGAGGUGGAGGAAGCGAUCGGAAACCCUUAAAGAAGGUGUAGAAUGCAAUGGUGCUGUCCAAGCAACAGAAGUAUCUACUGCUUCUGCAUCAGAAGCUGACCAAGAAGUUCCCCAGGAAGCAGUUCUGCCUGAACCCUCGUUAGGAGAUUUUGACUUCAAUGAGUUCUUCAACAUGGAGAAAAGUGUACCUGGACUAGCAUCGAUGAUUGAAGAGGUGCUUGGUGAAGGAUCAGUGUCAUCCAGCCGGUUCAGUCAAUGGUUCUCGAGUAACUUAAGUAGACCAGGUAGUCGCUCCAGUAGCCUGCGAUCUACCCCACACGAAGAACUCGAGAGACUUGCUGGUCUGGAGCAGAGGAUCCCAACUCCUGUUUCACAACUUGGAAACUAUUUUGCUCCCAUUCAAUCACGAGAAGAUAAUAAGGAGAUUAAUAAAAAGGUUGACAUUUUAGAGAUACUGCGAAAAGCAAAUGUGGAUGUGAAACCACUGCUGUCCAGUCUCACUGCCAACAAGGAGAAACUAAAGGAGAGUUCACAGACUGGAGUGGUUCUGUCUGUAGAAGAGGUGGAAGCAGAACUGAAAGGUCUCAAAAUGGAAUCUGAGAGGAAGCUUGCCACCCCAUUCAUGGUGGAACAUCUGGAACAGACUCUCACUGCAUCAUCUGGUCCCAAACAAAUACAAAAAAAAGACACAGAUAUGACUGCUUUCAAUAAACUAGUUAACAGUAUGAAGGCAAGUGGAACCUUGCCUUCACAAUCAAAACCCCCUGAAAUUCUACCACCCCCUGUAAUGGGGCCUCCAUCCCCAGAUAUUCUAGGUGACCUGCUUGGCAGUCAGAAUCAUCAUACACCAGUCCUAAAUCAGCAAGGCCAUUCGUCCCCCAUACCAGCAUUCCAGCAGCCAUCCCCAUCGGAAUUCUUCAGAGUCAAGUCUCCGAUUGGUUAUCCCCCAAAUUCUACCCAUGUUCAAGAUCACUACCAAGGACUGCCAUUGUCCAAAAACGUCUCUCCUAUUCCACAGGCUGAUAGUUCAUCCCAAAUGGAUAUGCGACAGGGAGCCAUGGAACGUCUUCCCUUUGCGCAAGACCUGCACAUGCCUGGUGGGGAUGUUUACCAACCUGGAUAUGGGAAAAUACACCAUGAACACAGCAGGGAUAGCUACAGUGUCAGGCAGCAGCGAAUUAGGUCGCCUGGACCAGCUAGUCAGCACAGAUUGAAUGCAGCAUCACCAUCGCAGGCCUCCUCGUUCACAAACAUGCUUUCUCCAUCAUUCACUCCUACCUCAGUAAUCAGAAAGAUGUUUGAAAGCAAGGACAAAGCCAAGGAUGGGAAGGAGAGCCAUCCAGUGAAGGACUUUGUGGAGGAUGGACACGGCCUAAUGGAAGGCCACUUGUCACCUGGUUCUCAACAGGAAAAUACAAACAGGGGGGCAUCUCCAAUAGGAGGAACAAGGUCAACCUAUCACAGAUCUGCAUGUACAACUCCUCAGUUAAACCAGAUGCGUUUCACCAAAGACCAAGACUAUAGACCUAGAUCCACAGGAAGGAAAACCCCAACUGGGGCUUCUCCAGUUCCUGGGUCUUCAUUUCCUCGACCCAUUUGUCCUCUAUCCUUCAUGUCACACGUACCGCUUGUGCGUCAGUCUCCCCCUCAUUUGCCUCCGGGGGUAGUUCAGAGGAUGCUGGCACAAGGCAUUUCACCACAACAGCUACUUCAUGCAGGUAUGUUUCAGUCGGGUGUGGAUCUAUCACAUUUGCAGAGCCUCCCUCCAACUCUCCUUGGGCAGACCUUCUACCCUCUUCCAGCAAGUGGACUCCCUCUCCUGAACCCUCGAGCUGCAAUCUCUGCAGCACAAAUUCAGGCAUCUGGAACAUCCUUACAGCACCUGGCUAUGAUAAGACAAGUGCUGCAGUCACCAAACACAAGUGGCCAAGGACCUGGAGCCACCUGCAUCUGAACCAGCAGAAUUUCUACACUGCAGCCUCUCCAUCAGAGAAGUGGAUCCCCUGUCAAUCUCUCCAAGUGGUUCGGCAGUGAUGUCCUUCAACAGCCAUUGCCGUCUAUGCCCAGCAAAGUGAUCAGUGUGGAUGAACUUGAACUCCAUCAGUAGAAGUGUGGCAAUGUAAAAAUAUGUGAAAAGAUGAGACCGUUUAAGAAGGGAGCUGCAGGCAUCAAAGUACUAGGGGAAUGGUCCUGAAAGUGGAUUGUUUUUGUUACCCAGUGUUUCCUGACCCCCUUGACUGGAGAAAAAAAAGCUACUUGGGAGCAUGACCACCUGGGGAAGCAACUAAAUCCCAACAGUAAGAUAGGUGGAGAAAAGUUUGAUCAGUUAAUCUCUGUGGCAAAUGCCUGUCUUGAACACUGGAUACUUUUAAGAAUCCAGUGAACUCUUAAAGCAGCAAAAAGUGGGUUUUGAGGGGUUUUACAAAUGUAGGCCACCGUGAGAAUUGUAUAGACCUUGUGUACAGAAACUUGUUGUGUAAAAUAACACUGCUCACAUCUGUACAUAUGCAGUGGCUGACUGUACAUAAAACUGCUGGAAGGAUGAAUGCAAUGACUUGUACACCAGUUUUGCUGAAAUUUUGUAAUUUUUUUGUGGAAUUUUGCAGCAUGAAUAUUUUUAAUUUCCAAUGCACUACAUGGUUCCUGAGCAGGCCUGUGAACAUUGACCAGUAGGUAGUAAUUAAGCAGGCAACUCUGUACUGGGAAUGUUCUGUAUAUACUAGAUUUGAUUUGAUGCUGGGAGCAGGAAAUGGCAGAAAAUGCUGUAAACUUUUUUGUUGGAAAAAACUAGGUCAGAUUGGAUCCAGUUUAGUGCUAUUGGGCUGGGAACCAAGUCUUCAGCAUGAAGUCAUCCCUACUCGUCUAGUUGACCCUGAUGUCCACACAGACUGCUUGGGUUGGAUUGGGGCAGGGGAGUGGGGGAUGCAAGCUUGAAUUUGGUAACUUUCAUUUUGCAAAGAGAUGGCUGAGUGCUUGAGUUGUAAAUUUGCUUACCAGUUUGGCAUGAAGGCCCUCAGCACCCAUACAGACAAUGUUGCCUCUAGUGUUCAGGAAGUAGUGUUUUUUUUUUUGUGCCUUUUUUGUUCUGUGGCUUAAAAUGCUAUCUUCUCUCCUCCCCUCUCCCAAACCAAUUUAAUGUACUGUCCUCUCACUACACUGUAAAGCUCUGCUUUGCAUUAAGUAAUGUGACCAUGACUGCUGGAAUUUGUUGUUUAGGGAAGGGAAAAGCACAAAGGUGACUUUCAAAAUGACAAUAAAAUAUGAAUUCAAUGUUAAGUUUCUUCCAAUUAAUGCAAAUUUUGUUUCUCCAAAAGGCUGUAUGCCUUUUUAUAAUUUAGAAUUGCAGGCAGUGUUUGAAUACCUGUCCUAUGACAAAAACAGGUGAGUUUGUUCUAUAGUGCCAAAUUCAAAUAGAUACACAUAAACACUUGUGUUGACACAGCUACAUGUUUAAACAUGCAGAGCAGC
Molecule: messenger RNA, 4516 nt
Organism: Pristis pectinata (smalltooth sawfish)
Lineage: Eukaryota; Metazoa; Chordata; Chondrichthyes; Rhinopristiformes; Pristidae
Gene: eif4enif1
Product: eukaryotic translation initiation factor 4E nuclear import factor 1
Exons: 18
Coding region: 294-3002 (902 amino acids)
Biological process (GO): negative regulation of translation
Cellular component (GO): cytoplasm; nucleus
Molecular function (GO): mRNA binding
Source: RefSeq, a predicted model, not a curated record